Chaetomium fimeti is the source of this 1222-nucleotide messenger RNA. RefSeq lists its product as uncharacterized. The transcript has a single exon. The record is from RefSeq and is a predicted model, not a curated record. The coding region runs from base 246 to 779 and encodes 177 amino acids. NCBI's taxonomy places the organism in Eukaryota, Fungi, Ascomycota, Sordariomycetes, Sordariales, Chaetomiaceae.
AUAGCCCGCCCUUCCCCCGAGCCAAUAGGUAGACAGCCGGUCUUGCCUUCCAGAGCGGUUACUCUCUAGGAAGGAACGGCUUCAACAAAUAAGCUGCUCAAGAUCGUGAGCCGAAGAGAGAGGGCUUGUUGCCGUGAGCGAAUACACCCCCGCUCGUGGAUACCCACCUUGCACCGCUAAGCUUUGAUGCCGUAUGUCGACUGAAGUAGCAUCGAAAGGAUGACUUGAGUCCCCCCGCGAGAUCGAUGCCUAGAUCGGAUCGCAUCCUGCUCGCAUCCCCGGCGCGGCUUUUUGAGUCCGACCCCCCCCGGACCCCUGGCGCUUGGAUGGGCCCGAUUUGCGGUACCAAGCAGUUGAUCUCGAUAUUGCCGUUUACAUACCAUAUGAAUCCAAACGUAAAGUGGAGGCGCCCGAUCCUGGCUUGGUGUCUCGGCUGGUGUGCUUACUGUGUACACGGUGACGGCCCGCUGCGGCCCGUUGUGAACCUUUCUAUGGGCGGGUUCGACACCAUCGUUUGCCUAACUAGGCACUUGUGUGUAUCGCCUUUGGCUGCUUCGUAUCUGUUUCAAAGGCCCUGUCGAGCGAAGGGCCGCGGGCGGGGGUUUGUGAUUGUAGUACUGUACACUAGCUAUGUACAUAUGUGGUACUGCGGCUCAUGCAACGCCCAGAAUAUAGCAGACCUUGGCCUUCAUCAAAGUGCCCAGAUCGCCGAGGAGGUAAAGGGAAAAAACGGUAGUUACUCCGUACGAGGAGGUACUGACAUGCAGAACAACAAUUAGCCCCGGGUCACAAGGUUCCAUUCUUCGAGUCUUACUGUGACUGAGUAUGUGAGUUAAUAAUCCUGGGCCGACGUUUAGCAGGGACGGGCGAAGGCCAUGCAUUGAUACACUGUUGUCAUUGGCCUUUGGAGGAACGACAGUGAAUCUUGUCAUUUCUUGACCAUAUUCUUCUGUUGAGACGGCCAGAACCUUGAGGGAUUCUGUUCCGUUGGACGUUGCAUUGGCAAAAUUCAGGGGCUUGGCGUGCGUUGCUUUGCUGCAGGCGCUGAGUGUGUGUCACCCCGGGGUCGGACGUUCAGGGGUCUCGGAAGAAGCGGCCAACAGCCGGGGGACCCCCGGGCAGUGAUGAUCGGUUGGUGGGGGUAACGAGGCGAAGCGGCAGGGCCGUGGAAGAUUCCGGGGAAGCAAGGCCCAACUGCCAGAGGCUGAACAAUGGUGUUACG